UUUUUUCCCUGCUCAUGUGCUUUUCCAGGCCUCUACUAUGUAGACAGUGAGGGGAACCGGAUCUCUGGAACUGCCUUCUCUGUGGGUUCUGGCUCCGUGUAUGCUUACGGAGUCAUGGACCGAGGCUACUCCUAUGACCUAGAAGUGGAGGAUGCGUAUGAUCUGGCUCGCCGAGCCAUCUACCAAGCCACCUACAGAGACGCCUACUCUGGAGGUGCCGUCAACCUCUACCACGUGCGGGAGAAUGGCUGGAUCCGAGUCUCCAGUGACAAUGUAGCUGAUUUGCACGACAAGUAUACGGCACCUGUCUCCUGAAGGAAAAUGACUGGCUGUUGGCACCUGUUUGGGUGGCUCUCCUUGAUUAUAAUAAAUAAUAGCACCCCAUCCCAUAGUGAAGGCCACAGUUCCUUCAGUACCUUUGGUAAAGCUCUGUCUAAAACAUUGGUGCGUGUGUUAGCAGAUGAUGAGCUCCUGGCUCAUUAG
Messenger RNA from Onychomys torridus (southern grasshopper mouse), 483 nucleotides. RefSeq names its product proteasome 20S subunit beta 5 (gene Psmb5). Gene Ontology annotation, cellular component: proteasome core complex. Lineage: Eukaryota; Metazoa; Chordata; Mammalia; Rodentia; Cricetidae. Gene Ontology annotation, molecular function: threonine-type endopeptidase activity. The annotation marks the transcript as partial. The record is from RefSeq and is a predicted model, not a curated record. The transcript has a single exon.